Molecule: messenger RNA, 1716 nt
Organism: Penicillium canariense
Lineage: Eukaryota; Fungi; Ascomycota; Eurotiomycetes; Eurotiales; Aspergillaceae
Exons: 2
Coding region: 1-1716 (571 amino acids)
Source: RefSeq, a predicted model, not a curated record
AUGGCCUUCCGUGUCCCAGCUCAGGCACCGCGCCGCAGAACCUCAUACUCAGCUCCUCAAAGUACUCCUCCGCUCGAUAUCCCGCCUUCCCCUAGCGAGCAGCAAGAAGACGAUACCGCCCAAUGGGUGCUCUUCUCCCCGACCGCGCACACUCACACGACCUCGACAGAGCAUACCCGCACUGCCGGAGCAUCUCGCCUGAGCGACUUUGGCUCGUUCGGCACCGCAACUCGAUCCACUGCUGGGCAGGAGGGCGAAGCAGAUGAAGUAGACGAUGCGCUAGAUGAUCAGCUCGACGAGGAUGGGACGGAGCUCGAUAGCUUGGACGAUGGGCUCCAUGCAUUUCGUGCCCCAUCGCUGCUCCCUGUGUCCCCCGCACGGGGCGAUCAGGGACCACAGGCGAUGCUCCCUGCCCACGAUGGCCUAGGAAGUUUUCAGGCAUCCAGUCAGUUAGCUCAGGAGCAGCUCUGGCAGCACGAGCAAUAUAAUCCGCAGAGGCGCGGGGGAGUUAGCCCCAGACACCGCCGUCGGUCCAGUGUCCAGCGACACUUAGACACGGUGAACGAAGGGGACGGGGACGUCGAGCGGGACCGUUGGCAGAGAAUCGAGCAAUGGCGGAUGGACCAGAGUCGGGCACUGCUACAAGAAAUAGAGCGUGAGACCCGUCGUCAUCGGUCCAGUCAAACACAGUCCAAUGCCGUAUGUCCAGCAGAGCCAGAUGCGGAGAUGGACGAAACUUUCUGGCGCCGCGUCACGCGCAAGGUUAUCCAGGAUCUGAUCGGAAUCGACGAUUCCCUGCUCUCUGUUCUCUUCGGCGAGUCUCUGCCGCUGGACGAGCAAACUCCCGAGAACAAACCAUCAGAGCUGGACAUGGAGACCGUGCUGGCACGUGAACCUGAACCACAGAAUGUCGAUGCGCCUCUCUGGCAAACUCACGUUCUUCAACGAAUCACCCACGAGUUGGGUAUUCUGGUGCACCAGCUCUGUGAGCAUCCCGGUGCCUUCUCUACGUACUACCGAAUGACCAAGGACAUAUCGAGUGAAUAUGCGGGCAUGUCACUCAGCCGCCUCGCGGACAGUACUACCUUGCAGCGCCCCUCUGAGCCUGCGGCCGAGACCCCUGCAGAGACUACUCCCUCUGAAUCCAUGCCAUCCCUACAAUUUGCCCCAACACUUCGCGACCCUAAUCGCGAGCAUGAAGAGCAAUGGGGCAUCGAAGAUGACGAUACCAUGGGCAAUCCCGUCUCCGAGUCAACCCGUCUCCAGCAGGAACACGAGUACUGGGAGCGCGGGCUAGAUGUCAUGAUGGUCUUCCGGUACCUCCGCACGCGCUUCAGUCGCCGCGGGUACAUGUCUAGCGACAAGCACACCGCGACGCCCCCAUCGCGCCACACACAAGACGCCUCCCGCCGCGCAGCGAUCAUCCGCCAACACCAUCCCCUCGUCGCACGGGCCUACUCGCGCUCGCAGACCCAAAUCCGCCGUGCGUCCCAACUAUCAGGCGUCUCUGGCCCUGCCGGCCUCGCGUCGCCGCUGGUCCGACCGCACUUGGGCCGCCCAAGCUCCAGCUGCGCCAGCCAGAGCAAGCUCUCCGCUAUCUCCAGUCAUCGCACCCUGACGGGAUCCAGCCGGAACUAUUGGGAUAUUGGCGGAUCCGUGGAGAGUGGGAGUGCGAUUGGCGUGGGUGCUGGAGUCGGCACGUGGGGUGAAGCGUGA